Messenger RNA from Perkinsus marinus ATCC 50983, 2397 nucleotides. RefSeq names its product calcium binding protein, putative. Gene Ontology annotation, cellular component: membrane. The record is from RefSeq and is a predicted model, not a curated record. Lineage: Eukaryota; Perkinsozoa; Perkinsida; Perkinsidae. The coding region runs from base 1 to 2397 and encodes 798 amino acids. The transcript has 27 exons. Gene Ontology annotation, biological process: defense response. Gene Ontology annotation, molecular function: calcium ion binding.
AUGCCCCUCAUUGCCGUUCCUACCUCGAAGAGGAGAUCAGCGGCAGGGUUUUUCUUCAAGUGCCUGUUGGUAUUUGGAGCAGUGGCGGCGUGCUUGUCUUGGACGAUCUCAUCUCUAACCACCUCGUUGAAGGGCUCUACCAGUUCCCACCCAUCGUUCCUAUCAAGUCAAUCAGUGCCCCGCUUGGUGGCACCCUCGCCGCUGGCCUCCAUCACUGAUAUGCAUGCUGAGAUGGAGACCGAGGAGGAGGAGGAGGAAGAAGUCUCCUCGUGGGUCUACGUCACUGAGGUCGUGGUGGUGAUAGUCCUCUCAUUGCUGUUCGAAUACAUCCAAGAGAGAAUCAGAGAGAAGCUCGAGGAGGAGGGGAAGACUACUUUGGUGCGGAUGAUGGAUACUCUCUUCCGGGAAAUCAUGAUCCUUGGGUUCAUCGGCCUGUUUGUCUUCAUAUGUACAAAGACGGGAUUAGCCAAGGAGAUAAGCAAGGCUGUCGUUGGUGAGGCGGCGAAGGAGGGAGGAGAGGAUCCUCUUGCGGAGAGCUUCGAGUCAAUUCAUAUGAUAAUCUUCUGUGUGAUGGUAGUCUUCAUAUUCCAGUGCAUUACUUUGAUGCUGGGUGCAGAGCGCAUCACUAGGAGGUGGGACGUGUGGGAGCAGAUGCCCGAGACAGGUCGGGAGAAGCACGCUGAUCCCCGUCAUAACUCCCUAGAGCGUAGACUAGUCGAAAGAGGCUUCCUUGAUGAGGAGGGGAACGAGAAGUCACCGUUGAAGUUCUCGGAGAACUGGUACUCCUAUGUUGUUCCUGAUGAGCUACGUGAUAUUGUCAUUUGGAGGCUUCUGCGUCAUGAGUUCCUCUUCCCUUCACAUCGUCGAGAACAGCAGAAACUGGCCUUGGCUUCACAGGUGCCAGAGGUUCGAGACCCCAUCGUUUUCGACUUUGAGAGGUAUUUGACGGAAAAGCUUGGAGAGGGCUUUGUCGAACUGGUAGAAGUUGAUUUGGCUACGUGGGUCGUCGCUGUUCUCUUCACACCUUGUAUUGCGUGGAUACUGUCCUAUGCCACUUCAAUACGUAUUGCUAUGAUUUGUGGUUUCUCGUGGUUAUUGCUGUUAGCUAUGUUCACCUUCUACGUUCAUAUAAGCAACGUUAUGAUGGCUCUCUCCCCGGUGGUCCCUUCGAGAGCAGUCGUGCUCUUGCAGAUGCUCUCUGGCACAUCCCUGGCAGCAUUUCAGAGAAGUUAUCGGUCUUCUCCUGAUCGAGCUUCCACUAAGCGCCCCUCUGACAGUGAAUCACCGGCUUGCUCGUCUGAGGAGGAGGAUCUCACUGAGCCGCUACUACACGCUAAGUCAAGAAUGUUCUCGUGGGUGCCAAGGUUCCGCCAGCAAGAGGAAUACUUCCGACCGCUGCAUCAGAGAAGCACUGUGAUGAAGAUCAUCUGUCAGCACAGGCAUAGGGUUCCUAAUGCACAGGAGCGUCUGAUGUGGUUCGAGGAGUAUUCGUUGGAUAUCUUUGCUCACAUGCUAGAGAUGAUGAUGUUCUUCCAAGCUGUUCUUACAGCAACUCUCAUCGUGCUUAUCGUUGUUGGAGGCCCCUCUCAGUGGUCGGUCGUAUCCUGGGUGUUUUACGUCCUAUCGUUGGUGGAAUGGGCGGUGAUGACGAGAUACUUGGUACCUCACGCUAUGAGUAGGCUCACCUUGGUGACGAGCAUCGAGUAUCUCAAAGAUCCUCAGCUGAUAGAGAAGGUUACUUUUGAUGUUAAACGAGAACGACUAUCGCAAGCGCUGAAGGUCCUUUCUGUGGUAAAGCUAGAGGGUAAAGCUCGACGUCUUGCCGCUGAAGGGGCAGAUACCAUCUCUGAUGAGGAGUAUGAGGCUGCGCUGGCUACGUACAAGUCGCUGUCAGAGGAGGCCAAGGAGAAGGUCGAGUCGACCUUUGAGAGCUUUGAUGCUGACCUCAGUGGAACUGUCGACUGUCAGGAGAUGGAGGAGGUUAUGGCAGCCAUGGGAGUGGUCCCGGGAACGGAGGCGAGCAAGUCGGCGUGUGCCCUCCUCAAGAUGGUUGAUAAGGACGGGUCUGGACAGUUGGACGAGGAAGAAUUCAAGGUACUGAUGGUGCUGGCUUUGGUGAAGCCGAGUGAGGAGGAGGAGGCUGAGGACCUCAGAGCCUUCUUUCGCCAGAUUGACGUGGACUACAGUGGUUCGGUAUCCCUGAGUGAGUUGGCUGAGGCAUUUUCCCAAUUGGGUGUACCUAUGAACAGUGAAGAGGUCGGGCGUUUGGUGACGGAGCUUGGUGAGGUUGAAUUUGUGAAGUGGAUGCGUUUCCUUGAACAUAUGGGUGAUAAGAAGGAGCAUUCAGGGGUGGCCACGGCUGGCGGAGGAAAGAAUGCUCAAGAGGCGACUCCUUGA